Tricharina praecox is the source of this 896-nucleotide messenger RNA. RefSeq lists its product as uncharacterized. The transcript is spliced from 6 exons. Bases 1 to 618 code for a protein of 205 amino acids. The record is from RefSeq and is a predicted model, not a curated record. Lineage: Eukaryota; Fungi; Ascomycota; Pezizomycetes; Pezizales; Pyronemataceae.
AUGGGCUGGCUGGGGGCUGCACUGCGUUCGCCGCUGAGCUGUGGUCAGUCAGUCUGCCUGCCUUGGAACUACGCGUUCGUCCUGGCCGGUAGCCGUGGCCGGCCGGCAUCCCCCACUGCCCAUCGUGAUGCCUGUCUGCAGCCUGAAUUGAAGCCCCCCCCUCCCUCGGCCCCCCGUCACAAGGGAAAGCAAAACAGCCCGUACCCACCUGGAUACUUUGUAGCUCAAUUGCGGACAUUAGUGCCCGCCGUCGCCUCCGAUGCCGCCGUAGUUCGGCAUGCCGAUCAACCCAUUCAUCCCAUGGACGCAGCCAAACCGGUAGCUGUCAUACCGGUUCCCGAUGAUCGUCACCGACUCACCGUCGAGCAACGGAAAAAAAUGGUGAAUGGUGAUCUUCAGCGCCGCCUGACGAUCACCCGCAUGGGAAUGACGACGACGACGACGGCGCGGCACCGGUCCGGUCCGUGCUCUAGUGGUGGUGGUGGUGGUGGUGGUGGUGGUGGUGGUGGUGGUGGUUGUGUUGGGUCGGGAUCGAGAUCAAAAGACCUCUUCGCUGUUGAUCAGUCUCGCCACAAUGUCACGGUAAUCAUCGAGGGAUACGGUACGGUACAUACCUGAUCCGGGGUGAGCUUGAAGUGGCGAUUUGCGUCGCUCUUCGUGUGUGGUCGACAGAUUCUAGAAUGUUGAAGCCGCGGGUAGUAGGUAGCGAAUGGGAGUUGCCUCCGACGGCGGCGGCGGCGGUAACAUAACUUGUGACGAGGGAGAGGGUGCGCUCCGUACUUAUGCAAUGCCCGCUACGAUCUUCCAAGAUGUGCUCCAGCGUACAUAUAGGCUGCCGGUAGUAGAGGCCUCCAGGCCAAGGACACUUGAAUCUUGGAGGCUACACUUUCAGUCAG